Molecule: messenger RNA, 3343 nt
Organism: Paramecium pentaurelia
Lineage: Eukaryota; Ciliophora; Oligohymenophorea; Peniculida; Parameciidae
Source: the annotation of a GenBank genome assembly
AUGAGAAGCAAUUUGAAUAUUGAUAUUUCAAGAUCAAGCAGUUCUCAUUUUCUUAAUGACAUUGAACUUAAAAAACUGUUCCCAUUUACAUAGCAAUUACACAAUCGAUAUUUAUAAUAAAAUAGGCUUUAAAAUAUCAAAGAUGAUUUGACAAAUAUUUAACAACAAACUAUAACUUAUUAAAUAAAAGACUUACUGAUUAAGUAGGAUUAUUGCACUAUUUUAGAGAUAAAACAAGAAGCAGAAAUAAUAUUGACGAUAUCAUUUAUUAGUAAACAACUCCAAGAAGGUUGAGAUCUAAAGAGAGAACGAUAAGUGUGAACAAAAAGAGUACUUAGACAAUAAAUUAUCAUGAUGCUUAAAAUGUUAAUUUACAUAAUAAAAGUAUAAGAAGAGAUAUUGUGUAAUUGGCUCAAUGGUUGGAAUUAAUGAUAUAGCAAGUCUAAUAAACUUAAGGCAAUUUAUCAUUUUAAGAAUACUAUAAUAAAAUUGAAGUAAUAUUUAGUGGAUCAAUGUUAGAGUUAUAGAGACAAUUAUAAUAAAAAGGUUUUGAAUUUGGACAGUGUCUAAAAAAGAUUUGGGAUUCCUUUUUGAUAAAUGUACAAUAUGUAAUAGAAGGAUUGAAUGGGAAGGCAAAUUAAAUUGAAUAAUAAAGUUUAGAUAAAAUUAAUAAAUUACAUGAAUGGUAUUAAGAAGCAAUAUAAAAACAACUUUAUUAAAUUUAAUAAUAGAAAGAAGAAUUACUUUAAAUCUAAUAAAUUAAUAUAUAAAUGAAUAAGGAAAAUUAAUAUUUAAGGAAGAAGGAUGUAAGAAGAGAAAAAUAAUUAAGAGAAUUAAUAUAUGAUAAAGAUCAUUAUUUAUUAGAGAUAAUUGAAUUAAAAUCAAUAUAAAUGAUACAUUCUAUAGAUUAAGAAUAAAGUUAACAGAAAAUUUAUGAUUAUUUUAAAAAGUAAUGUGAAAAUCAUAUGAAAACAAUGGAAAUAUAAUAUAAGAAUUUAUAAGUAUAAGACUUUUAUUUUGAUCAUACAUUAGAUUUAAUUAUUAAAGAUAAAGGAUGUUAGGUUGUUGAUUUAAUAAAAAUUAAUGAUUAAUAUACUAGUACAUCAGAUAAUUAAUUGAUUAAUGUUGCUACUUAGACUCAUAAGUAGAAACGAUAAAUAGAUGAAGAAAUUUAAGUUAAAGUUAAUACAACAGAUUAAGAAACAUAAGUUAGUUUAUAUUAAAUAAAAAGAGAUAAAUUAAUUAGAAAUCCAUAUGAAUAAAUUAUUUUAAAGAAUGCUUAUCUUGAUUUAGAUGAUAUUAUUGAUAAAUUUUAAUAAUUCUAUUUUCCAUAUUAAGAAUUAUUAUCUAAUGAUCCAUAUUAUUUGACUUUGAUUAAUAAUGAAAUGAAUCGUUAAGAAAAAUAGAUAAAUUAAAUUAUGGAUACAUUAAAUAUUAGAAAUGAAAUUGCUCUUAAUGAUUUUUAUAAAUUUAAGGAAUAUUUAAAAUAAAUUAAUAAAGAAACUUUAUAAAAUUAUAUGUAAAUUUGGAAAAUAGUCUUAAAUUAAUAAUCAUCUGUAAUAGAUUCUAUAAUUGAAAAAUAAGAAUUAUAAGUUGAAUUAGAUGAAAUUAAAUCUAUUUUUACUAAUAAUAUGUUAAUCAUUAAAUAAUUUUAAAAUAAAUAUGAAGAAGAUAAAAAAAUCUCAGAAUUUUAUUAAUAAUCUUUAAUACGAACUAUUAGAUAUGCUCCUUAAUUUAUAAUUAAUCAAAUUUAAUAGUAAGCUAAUCUAUACAAAGUAUUAGAUGGAGUUGAAUUUAAAGAAAUGAGAAAGAAAACUACUUUAGUUGAUUCAAGAAUUUCAGUUAGUCCAUAAAGAGAAGAUAGUUCAUAAUUAUAUUCUAAGUAGUCUCCAAUAAGAGCAAGUUAAGUAUCUUUUUAAUCUUAAUUGUAAAUAAAUUCAAUGAAAUAAAUAACAACCAAUAAUAAAUCAUUGAAGGCUCAGAAAUCAUUUGAAAUUGAAGUAGAUAUGCCAAAAGGAUUGAGAGACAUUGAUGAAGAAUCUUAUAAGAGUGAAUCAGAAGAUGAUAAUAUAUAAGAGAAAGAAGAUAAUGCAUUUUCAUUAUUAAGAUUUGAUUUCUAGACUUAAAAACCAUAGUUGACAUUAGAGAAGAAAUUAAGAAUAAAUACAUGUCCAUUGAAAUCAGCAUAACAUUCAACAUCAAUUCUUAAACAAAGUAUUUUUUGACUAAAAAUUCUAGUAUUAAAAAAGUUUAAUAAAAGCAAUAUGAAUGGUCUAUAUACAAUAGGAACUCUAUUGUAACAUUACACAGAAUUAGUUUAAAGACAAUUACCUAAUAAUACAAAUACACCUUUACAUGUACAUUUGUAUGAACACAUUACCUUUCGAUUCGGAUAGUCAUAACUUAGUGAUUGCAAUAGAUAUAAGAGAAUGAUAAAGAGUUUUUUAUAUUAUGAACAUAGACAUUCAACUUGUAAGAUUAUUGUACGUUUUCUUAAAGCUGAUUUAGAUGUUUAAGAUUUUAAUACAUAUUUAUAAAUACUAGAAAUAUGUAAAGAAUAUCCUAGUUUAACAUUCAAUAAUUUCAUUUAAUCACUUUAAGAUUGGCUUAAUUAAAAUCAUUAUACAGAAGAGGAAAUGGAGAUAAUUAAAAAUGAAUUAUAUUAAUCAGAUCUUGCUUAUUUAAGAAAUAAUCCAUCUCCAACAGAAUUUGAUUUAAUAAUGGAUUAAUUCUUAACUAUUUUCGCUAAAUUCAAAAAUAGAACUUCUCAUAAAUAUAAAUAUUUAUUUGAAUCUAUUGAUACUUCAAAUAAGGGUAACAUUAAUUUUCAGUAAUGGAAUUUUAUUUAUGAAACUCUUAUCUAAGUAAAUUAUUCAUUUAGUCUAAAAUUAUUCUAUUCUGAAGCUGAUUAUCAUGAUAAUUAAAAAUUAAUGUCAAAAUAAAGAUUUACUUUGGUGAGUGAUGAAUUAUAAAUAUUUUAAUAAGAUUAAUAAGAAAGAUUAUUGGAUCAUCAAAGUUUUGAAGAUAUUUUAUUAGAAUUAAAAGAGAAAUGGUCUAACAAUAAAAUUUAAAUGAAAAUUUGUUUCAUUAAAUCUAAUAGAGUAUUAUUUCAAUUUAAUAUAUUUAUUAGUAUGAUAAAUUUAUUAAAUCCUUGUUUCAAUAUGUGGAUAGGUGUUUACUCAAUAAAUAAAAUGGAGAAUCUUGUUGUUAUACCUAUAAAUUACUUUAGAAAACUUAUAAAGUUUAUUAUUUAGAUCAAUAAGUUUAGAGUAUGUUAUAUUCUCCACUCUAAGCAAUUAAUCUGAAAUUUAGAUAAAUUGAAGAAAAGAUCUUAAGUUUCUGA